This is a messenger RNA of Mesocricetus auratus (golden hamster), 1101 nucleotides long. Its product is annotated as armadillo-like helical domain containing protein 1. The coding region runs from base 334 to 1005 and encodes 223 amino acids. The record is from RefSeq and is a predicted model, not a curated record. NCBI's taxonomy places the organism in Eukaryota, Metazoa, Chordata, Mammalia, Rodentia, Cricetidae. The transcript has 2 exons.
AAAUAAGACUGAGUCGCCGCCCUCAGGGCUCCGGAAAUACCGGAAAUACUUCCUUUUUGCCCCUGUAAAGAUGUGAGUCGACCACCAGGGGGCAGAGCAAACGACAGAUUUUUUCCGAAUGUAAAUCUACUUACUGAUCAGUCUGAAUUAACCUUAUCACUUCAGGAGAAGUGUCGUCUAUAGUUGUCUGUACUCGAGGCACAGAAUUCACGGGUCACGCCAAGCAAAAACAACUUGAGCUGAGUAGACCACGUCGUGGUUCCCGGGUUUCCCGUUGCUCCUACACUGGCAGGAUGGGUCAGGGCAGAGGCAGAUCAGAGGCUGAGGAACCCUAUGAGCCAUGAGCAGGGUGGCGGGACCCUGCCUCAGCGUGCACAGCAGAGCCUAUCUCGGCCUCGCAGACGUGAAGCAGGCCUGCCGGGAGGGGCAGACGUGCAAAGCAGGAUCCUGGCACGAGAUGACUUCACAGUGGCCGAGGAGCUGCUGCACAUGCGUGUGAUUCACAGCCUGAUGAUAGCCAUGGGCAACACCGACCACAGCAACAGCCAGAGACUGGCCAGCCUCACACUAGAGGUGCUCGGGCUGGGGUGGGCGUGGGCAGACUGCAGGGCAUGGGCAGUCGAGUCAGCAGAUACCCACACCGUCUUGCUGCCCCGUUCACUUCUGCUGCAGUUCUUUGUGCAAAUGUUCCCAUUGGUGGAGGAACAUGUCCACAAGUCCAUGGAGGAGGAACUCUACCAGCUCUUCCUUGUAAGUAUGUCCGUUCCCACCAGCCUCAGCAAUGGGUGUUUAUUGGGGAACACUUACACAGAAAAGUACAAAGAACCGUGGGAGCAUUUCUCUGCCCUUCCUACUGGAUGGGCUGACCCACCAGAAAGGAGCCCCCAAAACAGGAGCCAAGCCUCAAGCUUCCCUCUUUCUGCUUCCUUCUGCCUGAGGCCACACCCAAAAGGGUGUGGUCACCGUUACAGGUUCACAGACAAGACCCCUAGAGAUAAUGGUUGAGAGCUCUGAAAUGACACAGACCUUCAAGUUCAAUUGCCUGUAUGUGGAAAGACACCAGCCUCACCAGAAACUUAAAUAAACAAGGGACAAAUGAAA